CAGACUGUUUUCUGGACUAGAGCAUCGGUUACUAUUGUGGACUAGAACAAGCGCCGCGGCCGGUAGUUCCCGCGUGCUAUGUCCACAAUGGGAACUCUUUGCCAAUCAAAAUCAGUGCGGCGAUCUGAAGGCAGAUGAAUCCAAGUUCUGGCCUCUUAACUUAGGAAAUAUGAAAGAGAGCGGUCCUGCUCUCCCUUAAACGUGAGCAGCAAGCACCUGGAGGGAUUUCAAGUAUCUCUCCCUAUUGAUCAACCAUGGCCAAUCGAACACAACAAGCUGAACUUGCCGCUGAAGAAACAGCACUGUUCAACGCAAGCGUUGAACAAUAUUCUUUUGCGGUCGGACUGUGUUUGGUCGUGUACGACAUUCUACUGACAACUCCCGACGAGGUUCGGCUUAUCUGGAAGACACCACGCUCGUUCAUCAAAUAUCUAUACUUUUUCAAUCGUUAUGUCGCACUGGUCCUCUUCUUUCUGGUCGUGUAUGCGCCUGGAGCUGUCUUAUGGGUAUCAGGCCUGAAUAUGUGUGGGGUGUGCGGCAUGCCGCCUUAUCUUUGGGUGGACUGGCCUUCCAUGAUCCUGGUCGAAAGCAUUGUGUGCGCCAUGAUCACCUACAAGACUGGGGAGCAUGCUCGGAGUGGAGCGCGCACGCCUCUACUGAGUGCAAUGCUGCGGGAUGGGUGGAUCUACUAUAUUGCUAUGCUUCUGGGGGAAAUUACAAACCUCAUCAACUUCACGGUAGCACCAGACUCACUUUACUUCUUCGCUCUUUUCCCGUUUUCGGCGCUGUCGACGGUGGUAACUUCGAGGAUUUAUCUGAGCCUUAGGAACGUGACAAAUCCCAAGGAGUGGGAAGCCGCAACGAUCGUCGCGAACAACGUUGGAUUGAAUGCGUCAAACCCCUUACCAAAUCCUCAUCUGGCGUUCCCGAGGCGAGAAGCGCCGCCGCGCAUGGCUAGAACAUCGCACAGUACAAGUGACGGAGCUCUUGAAGUAGAGCUUGGAGAUCUGGAUGAAUGGAGUAUCUAG
Messenger RNA from Dacryopinax primogenitus, 1028 nucleotides. RefSeq lists its product as uncharacterized. The transcript has 10 exons. The record is from RefSeq and is a predicted model, not a curated record. The coding region runs from base 255 to 1028 and encodes 257 amino acids. Lineage: Eukaryota; Fungi; Basidiomycota; Dacrymycetes; Dacrymycetales; Dacrymycetaceae.